AUGGAUGCGUUGUUACGUGUUAGCAAUGAAUAUUUGGGUGAAAUAGUACAUUUUUUAUUUGGUCCACAAUAUCGAAAUAUCUUAACACGUGUAAUCUUCGCCAUUCCUCGUUUACUUCAUCUUUUUUCACCUACUUGGUUAAUUAUUCGAAAUGAAAUUAUUGCUAAUGUCAGUGUUCGUGUUUAUUACCCCAAAAAAAGACGUAGUAAUGCUAUGAUAUUAUAUUUGCAUGGUGGUGGUUGGACAACAUUAAAACCUGUUGAUUACGAUGAUUUGAUAUUUUAUUUUAUAAAACGUCUUGGGAUGCUUAUUAUUUCGGUUGAUUAUCGUCGAUCACCAGAAUAUCUUUAUCCAAUUCCAAUUGAUGAUUGUGAUGCCGUUUAUCGAGAGCUUGUUACUAUCGAUUAUAAAAGAUAUGGUAUCGAUCCGACGCUAAUUUUUCUAAUGGGUGAUAGCGCUGGUGGUAAUUUGGCUGCAGUUGUAGCGCAGCGACAACUGAGGGCAAAAUUUAUGAAGCCAAAAUCACAAAUUUUGAUUUAUCCAGCAAUACAUCCAUUCGAUUUUCAAUCACCAUCUUAUCAACAAUACCAUAAAUUCUUUUCCGGAUGCUCAAUGCUUAAUCCACGAAUGAUGGCGCAGUGGUACUUACAUUAUUUAGGUGUUCCCGUCACUCGUGAAAAUACACAAAAACUGCUUAAAAAUCAACAUAUUCAAAGAGAAGGAAAGCAGACUAAUAAAUUACAAUUCAUUAUUGGACAUAAUUUAUUACCGAUUAGUUUCAUUGAUGAAACAGAUAAAAAUUUUGAAGUGAAAUCAGUGGAUGAUAAUCUAUGUGCUAUGUUAUCAAAACAUGUCUAUAAUCCUGAUCUUGCACCAAUUAUGGGUACAAACUUAGAAGGCCUCAGUGAUGCAAUGAUAAUCACCGCGGGAUAUGAUAUUCUUCGUGACGAAGGCACAUUAUAUGUACGACUAUUGAAAUCGUUCAAUGUAUCAGUUUGCUGGAAACAUUAUUAUCACUCAUAUCAUGGCUUCUUGAAUAUGCCUUUUAGUGCUCAUAAAAAGAAAGUUUUACAUGAUAUUGCAAAUUUCAUCGAAUCAAAAUUACAUGAAAAUUCAUAG
Molecule: messenger RNA, 1119 nt
Organism: Acanthocheilonema viteae
Lineage: Eukaryota; Metazoa; Nematoda; Chromadorea; Rhabditida; Onchocercidae
Source: the annotation of a GenBank genome assembly